AUGGCAGAAAGCAAAAAGGCAUUCCCCCAACCAACAACCGGCUCCACAAAACCAUUCUGGCGAACAUCGCUCCACCCACUAGACACCCACCAAACAACACCCAAUCUCCCAUCCGAGACAGACAUCCUAAUAAUCGGCGGUGGUUACGCCGGUGCAUCAGCCGCAUACCAUCUUUUCCCGGAACAUCCAACUGCAACCCCGCCAAGCGUUGUUCUCCUCGAGGCCCGAGAACUAUGCUCCGGAGCCACGGGUCGCAAUGGGGGUCAUCUCAGACCGGAUCUGUAUUCCAUUACGUCCAAAUAUAUCGAGCGGUAUGGACUUGAAGCUGCGGUGGAAGUUGUUCGAUUCGAGAUAUCUCAUGUCAAGGAGAUAGCCGAUCUAGUCGCCAGAGAAGGAAUCGACUGCGAUCUCACCCUCACCAGAUCUCUGGAUAUUUAUCUCGAUAAAGGGGAGUUGCAGCGGAAAAGGGAAUUUGUGGAUUAUCUCCGAGCCCAGAAUCUCGAUUUCAUGGAUGAUGUAGAGGACCUAUCCGAGACAGAGGCACAGGAAAAAGCACACGUUCGAGACGCAAAAGGCGGCUUCAGCUUCUCCGCCGGCCACCUCUGGCCCUACAAAUUAAUAACCCACCUAAUAAGCCUCGCCGUAUCAAGAGGUCUAAACCUGCAAACUCACACACCCGUGCUAUCAAUAGGAGAAACACAAACAAUCAACGGAUUCUGGCCCGUCCAAACCCCCCGAGGCACAAUCCAUGCGCGAAAAAUCAUCCUCGCCACAAACGCAUUUACCAGCGGCGUAGCACCGCAGUACUCGAAAGCCAUCAUUCCCUGCAAGGGCCUCUGCACUGCAAUCCAGCCUGGUCCCGGGGCGCCAUAUCGGCGUCUACCCGAGACGUAUGCUAUUCGACACGGGCCGGGGGCGUUUAUUUAUCAGAUUUCCCGGAAUGAUGGGUCGAUUAUUGUCGGUGGGGCUUCGUGGAUCUUUAAAGAUGAUUUGGCAGGGUGGUAUGGGAAUUCUGAUGAUGGGGAGUUGAUUGGGAAGGCGGAUAGGUAUUUUGAUGGGUAUAUGCAGCGGACUUUUUUUGGGUGGGAGGAUAGUCAGGCGGAGGUUAGGCAUAUUUGGACUGGUGUGAUGGGAUACAGUGCCGAUUCCUUGCCUCAUGUUGGAGAGGUUCCGGGUAAACCUGGACAGCUGAUUGCGGCUGGGUUUAAUGGGCAUGGUAUGCCGGUCGUUUUCCUAUCCGGUAAGGCUGCUGCGGAGAUGGCAGUGAAGUCGAUUCCUUUCAGCGAAACGGGCCUUCCAAGAUUGUUUGAGACGUCGACUGCUCGAUUGGAUCCGGUUUAUGAUGAUAUUCUUGGAUAG
Molecule: messenger RNA, 1359 nt
Organism: Penicillium manginii
Lineage: Eukaryota; Fungi; Ascomycota; Eurotiomycetes; Eurotiales; Aspergillaceae
Product: NAD(P)/FAD-dependent oxidoreductase
Exons: 3
Coding region: 1-1359 (452 amino acids)
Cellular component (GO): cytoplasm
Molecular function (GO): oxidoreductase activity
Source: RefSeq, a predicted model, not a curated record